AUGAUACAGCUCAUGGAGAAAAGAGAAGGAGAAAACCAAACAGCCAUCACAGAAUUCAUCCUCCUGGGGUUUGGGGAUCUCCCUGAGCUGCCGACCUUUCUCUUUCUGAUUUUUCUAGUGAUCUACAUUGUGACCAUGGCUGGCAACCUCCUCAUCAUUGCUGUAGUUGUGACUGAUCAACACCUUCACACUCCCAUGUACUUCUUCCUGGGGAACUUGUCCUUUUUGGAGACCUGCUACACCUCCACCAUCCUGCCUAGGAUGCUGGCCAGUCUCCUGACUGGGGACAGAACCAUUUUUGUGGGGGGCUGCAUGACACAGUUUUUUUUCUUUUGUUUUCUAGCAACUACAGAGUGUUAUCUCCUGGCAGCAAUGUCUUAUGAUCGGUAUUUAGCCAUAUGCAAACCACUGCACUAUGGAACCCGUAUGAAUGGCAGGCUGUGCUUCCAGCUAGCAGCUGGGUGUUGGAUAAGUGGAUUUCUUCCUUGUACAGUAAUGAUGUCUUUUAUGUCACAAUUAAUUUUCUGUGGCCCCAAUGAAAUGGACCACUUUUUUUGUGAUUUCACUCCAAUGCUAAAGCUCUCCUGCAGCGACACCAGCCUCAUCACAUUGGUUCUUUAUAUAUUUUCCUUCCUAGAUGCAGUUUCCCCAUUCCUAUUAACCUUGACAUCCUACGUUUGUAUCAUCAGCACCAUCCUGAGAAUCCCUUCUACCACGGGGAGGCAAAAGGCCUUUUCCACCUGCUCCUCUCACCUCAUCAUUGUAGCACUUUUCUAUGGGACCAUCAUGAUUGUCUACAUGCUACCAAAAUCCAACACAUUGAGAGCCCUGAACAAAGCAUUCUCAGUCAUCUACACUGUUCUGACUCCCCUGGCUAAUCCGCUCAUCUACAGCCUGAGAAACAGAGAGGUCAAGGUGGCCCUGAGAAAUGCUGUCCGGAAAUGUAUGGACCUCAUAAAGAAUUAA
This is a messenger RNA of Mauremys reevesii (Reeves's turtle), 966 nucleotides long. RefSeq names its product olfactory receptor 2AP1-like. The coding region runs from base 1 to 966 and encodes 321 amino acids. Gene Ontology annotation, molecular function: olfactory receptor activity; G protein-coupled receptor activity. Gene Ontology annotation, biological process: G protein-coupled receptor signaling pathway. Lineage: Eukaryota; Metazoa; Chordata; Testudines; Geoemydidae. Gene Ontology annotation, cellular component: membrane. The record is from RefSeq and is a predicted model, not a curated record. The transcript has a single exon.